UCCGAAGACUGCUGGCAUAGGCUCCAGCACCCCCCCGCGACCCUGAGGGAGAAGCGGCUUAGAAAAGGAUGGAUGGAUUAUUUUAUUUGUCCCAUAAUCAUCUGAUCUCUCAAAAUGCGCCUCACUACUCCAGAUCAUUUUACUGUGGACUGCUCUCGUUUGACAGCCUGAAUUGAGGCUCGCAGAACUUUGGCGACACCUUGUGGCUGGUUUAGACAUUACGCGCAGUUUCCAGCAGACAAUGCGCUGUAGGGAGACCCUGAGGUCAAUCCGGGCUAAAGCGAGAUGACUAUGAUCGCCCGAGAAGCAUCUGUGGGUCUUCCACGACAGUGUUCCAGCAUAGAAAGUGCUCGGUUUGGGCCGCAGCCGUGCUUUCGACGUCAUCUCAAGCUUCCGGCUGUCAGCAAGCAGCCAUAGGACGUUUGACACACCCUUUAGCUGUGCAUACCUUCGCGAGAUCUUAAGACGCGCUCGCCGUGUGAACGGAUAACACCAAUGCCGUCUGGCAGUGUAGCAGACGCGCUUGGAGCGAGCUGUUAGCCGGCACCAACACCUGAAGCGAAGAAGUGAGGAGCUGCCGUAGUAACACAAAGCGGAUCACCAAAUAAUGGCACCGAGUUCUGUUGUUCAAGCCAUCAUAGACCUGUCUGCUGGAGCCUGUGGUGGUAUAGCAUGUGUACUGUGUGGCCAGCCGUUUGACACUGCCAAGGUGAAGAUGCAGACUUUCCCCAACAUGUACCGAGGCUUUGUGCAUUGCUUCAUGUCCAUCUCCAGACAGGUAGGCCUGCGUGGUCUGUACCAGGGAACCACCCCAGCUUUGCUGGCCAACAUUGCUGAAAAUGCUGUCCUCUUCAUGAGUUACGGCUUCUGCCAGAAUGUGGUUCGCUUCACGAUUGGAUUGGACAGAGGAGCCGAACUCAGUGACGUUCAGAAGGCCUGCUCUGGCUCUGUGGCCUCCAUCUUCUCCUCUCUGGCUCUCUGUCCCACUGAACUAGUGAAGUGUCGCCUGCAGGCCAUGCACGAAAUGGAAGCAUCUGGCAAAAUCACCAGUGGACAGAGAAACACAGUGUGGUCUGUAGUCAGGAAUGUCUUGAGGACAAAUGGUCCGCUAGGCUUCUAUCAAGGCUUGACCACUACAAUAGUACGUGAGAUCCCUGGCUACUUCUGCUUUUUUGGAGGUUAUGAGCUGAGUCGCUCUCUUUUUGCCCGCACCAUGGGAAGGGAUAAGGAGAACAUAGGGGUUGUUCCUUUGAUGUUCAGUGGUGGGUUUGGAGGGGCCUGUCUCUGGAUAGUAGUUUAUCCAAUAGACUGUGUCAAGUCCCGUAUUCAAGUGCUGUCCUUGGCUGGGAGGCAGGAGGGCUUCCUCAAGACUUUCAUGGGGAUUGUCCGAAAUGAAGGAGUGAGGCCUCUGUACUCAGGCUUGACCCCAACUUUGAUCCGGACGUUCCCUGCCAAUGGUGCACUCUUUCUGGCCUAUGAACUCAGUCGUAAGAUGAUGAUAAAACAGUUUGGUGUUUAAUUGUUACAACUGUAAAUUCAAAAGUUCACUUCAGCCAUUCCUUUGCACAGCAAAAGUGCUGAUAUUGUAACACACAGUAUUGCAAAGUCAGGGAAUACUUAUUAAUUUUAUAUUAUUUAAUUUUCAAAGGUGCUUCCAAUGCUAGCUGUUAUGUUUGUAGUAUUGAAAAAAGCAAUCACAGUGAUUUUACUCUGAACUGUGUUCUUUCUAGUAGCAAAAAGACUGUCAGCAUGAAUAUCAGGCAGUCAGCAUGUCUUGAAUCCUGUCUCCCUGUCAUUAAAUCUCUCUUAAUCUGUU
Messenger RNA from Pygocentrus nattereri (red-bellied piranha), 1816 nucleotides. It is a transcript of the gene slc25a15a, whose product is annotated as solute carrier family 25 member 15a. Bases 608 to 1519 code for a protein of 303 amino acids. The record is from RefSeq and is a predicted model, not a curated record. Gene Ontology annotation, molecular function: L-ornithine transmembrane transporter activity. The transcript has 7 exons. NCBI's taxonomy places the organism in Eukaryota, Metazoa, Chordata, Actinopteri, Characiformes, Serrasalmidae. Gene Ontology annotation, biological process: mitochondrial L-ornithine transmembrane transport.